Spinacia oleracea (spinach) is the source of this 1112-nucleotide messenger RNA. RefSeq lists its product as uncharacterized. The transcript is spliced from 2 exons. The record is from RefSeq and is a predicted model, not a curated record. Bases 129 to 806 code for a protein of 225 amino acids. NCBI's taxonomy places the organism in Eukaryota, Viridiplantae, Streptophyta, Magnoliopsida, Caryophyllales, Amaranthaceae.
AGUAAUCCACAGUUUUUUGAAAUUAAUCUACAAUUUAUUGAAAUAUCAGUUCUUUUUUUGGUAAAUUUACAGUUUUGUGUACUCCCUCGGUACUUUUUUGUUCUCAGUGUCGAGGCAGGGAUCAAAAGAUGGGAGAAUCAAAGGAAACACACAUAGUAGAAAUCCCAAUUGUUGAAGAAUUCCAAGACCAACAAUCAAAAACAGCAAUAAUAAUCCAACAACACCCAAUGAUGGAAAUCUCGAAAAGUCCAGGCCAUCUCCUCCUCCUUAAACUUUGGCAAAGAGAAGAACACCUCUUCUCCCACCGCAUCUCCGUCGCUGAAACCAAACUAGACACCCUCCGCCGCGAAAUAUUCCACCUCUGCUGCUCCUUCCUCGUCUUCCACGCCUUUGUCACCACCCUCCUCUUCACUUCCUCUGCCGCCGAAGCUCAAUUGGGUGUCAUCCGGUGUAAUAAGUGGUGGGUACCUUCCUUCCUCGGGGCGUCCACCUCGGCCGCAAUAGUGGUAUUGGUGCAAGUGAAGUUGUGGAGGUACUGGAAGGUGACUGAGCGAGUGAAGAGAGAGAAAACAGAUAGCCGGGCCCUCGGGCGGGCAGUUCAGGAGCUUAGAAUGAAAGGGGCUAAUUUUGAUCUAUCAAAGGAGAUGAGCUUUUGUGACAGUAGCAAGAAGAUUAAGAAAAGCUCAAGUGUUGAGAUUAAGUGGAAACCUAAGAUUUGGUGUUCUAAUAAUUUAGUAACUUUUUGCUUAAUUUUGUUUGCAGGUCUUGCAUUUCCUGCUCCCAAGUUGUUUCUCUGCAUAAUUUGAUUAGAUUAAUUCUCUAAUUACAACAAUUGGGGAUCAUGAAAUGCUGGACAUGGAAACACUUGAGAUUGAGGGAUGAAGCAAUGUGGUCCGGUUGACUUUUAAUUUUUUACACAUAUAUUGGAAUUUGAUAAUUUGUACAAACAAAAAGAAAGUGUUUGACAGAAUAUUGGUAUUGUGGUCGUCAACUGGGAAAAUCAGGGUUAUAAUACGAGCACCACUUCUUGUGUGCUUGAGAAGAUCAUCAAUUUUUUGAUUCUUUUAUUCAAUUGAAAAUAAUAAUGACAUAUUUUAUUUGAUUCCUAGUUA